AUGUUCCCCAAAAGAAAACCUCAUUCUCGAUUCCCACUCAUUCCCAUUUCCCUCCUUAUUGCGUUCUUUUCCCUUUUCAUUCUUUAUUACUAUUACAUGAAACGCGAUUCUCAUUUCAAUGAAUUAUCCAAAACUUCAACAACACUUCAAUGCUCCUCCCAAGCCUUGGCAUUAACCGAGAAAUUCAUGUGGUAUGCACCUCACAGUGGAUUCAGCAACCAGCUUUUGGAAUUUAAACAUGCUGUUUUGAUUGCAGGGAUACUUAAUCGAACUUUGGUUGUUCCUCCUGUUUUGGAUCAUCAUGCUGUUGCGCUAGGUAGUUGUCCUAAGUUUCGGGUUGUUGAACCCAAGGAUAUUCGGAUUUCUGUUUGGGAUCAUGUCCUUGAGCUCAUUCGGGGUGGAAGGUAUAUCUCCAUUGCUGAGGUUAUAGAUAUCUCAUCUUUAGUUUCUUCUAGUCUUGUUCGAGUUAUUGAUCUUAGGGAUUUUGUAUCGAUAUGGUGUGGCAUCAGCUUAGAUUUGGCUUGUUCUAAUGAUUCAAAGUCACGGUCCUCCGCUUCUAAAAGCCUUGAGCAAUGUGGAUCCCUACUAGCAGGGUUUCAUGGGAAUAUUGAAAAGUGUAUUUAUGCUGUCAAUGAAGAUUGCAGAACUACAGUAUGGACUUACCAUAUAGAUGGUCGUGAGAAUGGUGUGUUAGAUUCAUUCCAACCUGAUGAACAGCUAAAGCAGAAAAAGAAAAUAUCAUACGUUAGGAGACGGAGGGAUGUAUUUAGGAUGCUUGGACCUGGUUCUGAAGCUGAAUCAGCUUCAAUGCUAGCAUUUGGAAGCCUUUUCUCUGCUACAUACAAAGGUUCUGAGUCAUAUAUUGAUAUUCACGAAUCACAUCAGGACCAGAGGUUUUUAUCUUUGAUGGAGAAGAUUAAGUUUCUUCCAUUUGUCCCAGAAGUUAUGAAUGCCGGAAAGAAGUUUGCUAAAGCAACCAUAAAAGCUCAAUUUUUUUGCGCACAGCUUAGAUUGCUGGAUGGGCAGUUUAAGAAUCAUCAUAAGGCUACAUUUGAUGGGUUAAGACAAAAAUUAGAGUCUUUGAGGCAGAAAGGCCCUCUGCCUAUUCAUAUUUUUGUAAUGACUGAUCUUCCUAGAGAUAAUUGGACCGGUGGUUAUACAAGCAGCCAAGAAACUAACUGCAGCGGGUUACGGAGAGAGGCUGUAUGCAGUUGUGCGUCUCUUGGUUUUAUUGGAACUCCUGGGUCAACCAUUGCUGAAAAUAUAGAACUGAUGAGCAAAUUUGGCUCUUGUUCUACGUGA
Molecule: messenger RNA, 1302 nt
Organism: Vicia faba (fava bean)
Lineage: Eukaryota; Viridiplantae; Streptophyta; Magnoliopsida; Fabales; Fabaceae
Source: the annotation of a GenBank genome assembly